UAGUUUAAGUGUAAUUUUUUACCAUUUAAGCAGAACCGAUCUAAGCGUGACAAGUUGUGUAUCCAAACAAGUAUUGUUUAACUUGCUCAUCUCUUUUUUAUGACAAUGGUUCUUAAACUCUGUCAUUUUGAUAGCUUAAUGAGGAAAACAUCAUUUCACAUUAUCUACUGAAGUGUCAAUUUUUUUUUUCUUAAAAAACUUCUUCUUAGUUCAAGCUUAUAUCAAACUUGACCGGGCUCUACAAACUUUACAGCAAAAUGUGGAUCAUUUAUGUUACUGCUGCCUUGUAUUUAAUCGAUUAUGCGUCGACAACUUCGAGCGGCGGCAUGGAUUUGCAAUCAGCUUAUGACGCGUGUCCAAUCGGAAACCUUUUCGACUCCGAAAUUGGCAGUUGCAAAGUGUGCACUGAAGUCAUCCAGGGGCCAGGGGACCCUAGCGACAGAACCAGUCCCUACUCUCUAGUGCAGCCGAACGAUGACUCAUGCUACUCGGAAACAUCAUGUCUUGAAGAGCCCACAUCCAGAGACCAGUUGUGCGCGUGUGAGUUUCCGCUGACUCUUCUCGGCAACAACGACAGCGAGUGUGGCCACUGCAGGGAGAGUACUGACUGCUGGCCCAACGAACAGUGUCUCCGGCUAGAGAACCACGGAAACAUCUGUGCACUACCCUGCGAAAGAGACGCCGACUGCCAAUUAAACUACGGUUUCUACCCCGGAAUGAUUUGCAAGGAACCCUAUUAUCUGCAGUCGUCCCGAAACGACGUCGGAAAAAUCUGCGCUUGCUCGGCUCCAUACGACUUAAUUCGUGGGUUUGGUUGUGUGGACAAACAGAACCUGACUGUUGCCCCCAUAGAUUGUUACGAGUGCGAGGGGGCUGAAGACUGCGCUGUGGCGCCUUUCGAAAGGGGGGUAAGGUGCGGAUCCAAUCAAGGAUGCUUCACAAAAGCAGUCAUAAGAAACUGGGCACCUAGAAGUUACAAUGAAUACGACCAUGUCUUCUUCGACGUCGACCGAAACAUCGAGGUCAGCCGGGGAUGUCUGGACGUCAACGCCUCGACUGAGAGGACUCGAACUUCCUUCCUCAACGGCAACAAAACCCUGUGGCAGAACUGCGAAGUGGUCAGCAAGCCGAAUGGCGACGAAAUCGAAUGUUUCAGCACAUGUAUCUCGAGGUAUUGCAACUGGGAGUCUGUGGAUCCUAUCGUCCGGGUGUACAAGGCAGACGACAACAGAAUUCUCUUCCUCAUCCUUUUCGGAGUGCUUUUCUCGUUUGCCAUUUUGAUUAUCUUACUGUGGAGUAUAUAUCAACACGAGAAGGCAGUCCGGGAACAAAAAGAAGACGACAAGGGCAAACUACUCGACUCGGCUGCCGACUACGGAGCCACGUCCGAGUCUACGACGACUCCCGAACCCGAGGCAAAACUCCAACCCGAGCCCGAAGUCUCAAAGAAGAAAUCAAAUGUUGUGGUUGAGAAGGAAGAUAUCACUUUGAAAGCGUCGUCUAGAAUCAACACUGGAAUUAAGAAGAAGCCACCGACGGAAAUUAAAAUGGGCACAAAAGUCACUACCAAAGUUGUAGACGAAGACGAAUAGGAAAAUGAAAUCUUAUUGGGGUGAAUUGAAGAUUAUCAGGUCAAAAUGUCAACUCAGCUAAAAUAGAACUAAUCUAUCAAAUUUCCCUUAAAAUCAAAAUAUCAUUGCUAUGAACAUGACUGUGAAAAAUCACCACGGCUAUGAAAAAUCUUUAAAACAAAAUUUCAUAGGCUUACUGAAAGAUUUUUUAGAAAAAUUAUGCUUAGCAAUUUCGGCUGCAAGACAUUUUUGCUUGUUUUUGUUUUUCCCGUUAUGUGAUUAUUGGAGAAAAGGGUUUUUGCAUCAAAUGGGAAUUGGAAUACAAUGAUAUAUUUAUUUUGCUAUGGAAAACUAAUUACAAUAAAACUUUAUUGAAUUCAAUAUUUCAAAAGAA
This is a messenger RNA of Symsagittifera roscoffensis, 1965 nucleotides long. RefSeq lists its product as uncharacterized. The transcript is spliced from 6 exons. The record is from RefSeq and is a predicted model, not a curated record. NCBI's taxonomy places the organism in Eukaryota, Metazoa, Xenacoelomorpha, Acoela, Convolutidae. Bases 258 to 1592 code for a protein of 444 amino acids.